This is a messenger RNA of Leishmania braziliensis MHOM/BR/75/M2904, 1023 nucleotides long. RefSeq names its product cytochrome c oxidase subunit IV. The record is from RefSeq and is a predicted model, not a curated record. Lineage: Eukaryota; Euglenozoa; Kinetoplastea; Trypanosomatida; Trypanosomatidae. The transcript has a single exon. Bases 1 to 1023 code for a protein of 340 amino acids.
AUGUUUACGCGCCGCGCCGUGUCGUCUGCGCUUGGCGCCGCCGCUGUGGCGAUGUCGUCGUCGCUGUCUGUGCAGCGACGCUACGAUCACGACCGCUGGUACGGCCACGCACUGGAGCUGGACACACACAACUACAAGUUCAACGGCGAGCCGCCAAGCUGGAUGAAGGCGCGCGCGAAGACAGAGGAGGAGACCAACUUUGCGAAGAGUGUUCUGCCGCACAUUGACUUCGCCUCCAGCUACGAGUGCUUACUCUUCGACGCAGAUCGUCUAAACACUCACCUCAACCGCAAGGAGUUCGGGAAUGAGAUCAAGUACCGCCUCGAGAAGCAGGCCAACACUGUCGCCCGAGCACAGCAGCUGCUCAAGGACAGGAAGGCCGGGACCGGCCCGGAUGCUGAGAAGUCUGAGAAUGCGCUCAUCGCCCGCGUAUUCGAUGAGGAGCACGUGCAGGCAGAGAUGAAGUACGUCAAGUGCAUCCGUGCGAAUGAGUUGGCCGAGGAUAACCGCCUCGAUAUCCUGCCCGGUGGCUCGCCCAACUCGCUGCGUGAGAAGACGCGCUGGAACCUCAACACAGAACUUCACCCGGCCGACCGUGCGGAGAUUGGUGCUCGCCUAACGGCGUGGCUGCCGGAGAAGUACCACAUCGUCUACUUCGAUGACUUUCAGACCGUGGCCGCCAACGACACGACCGCGCGGAGGGAGAUGCUCGAGAUUGUGGAGAGUGUGAGGAAAGAGUACACCGCAGAGGCAAAGGAGGGUGGCUACGAGAGCGACCUCAGGGAAACCGUGGCGGAGCUGCUGGACGACGUCGACCCGACCCGCGCCAUCACGAUGGAAGCCAUCAAGGGGUGUAGUAACUUGCAGCAGCUAGAGGACUGGUCCCACCAGGUCCACGAGUACAACGGCGACCACCGCAUCAUCGAGAUCUACGCCCGCGCUGCCGAGAUUACGAAAAACGCCGAGCACCAAGAGCUGGUGAAGCAGAUGCGCGAGUGGCGCAAGCUGGCCACGCGGAACUAG